Messenger RNA from Camelina sativa (false flax), 1146 nucleotides. RefSeq names its product LOB domain-containing protein 38. NCBI's taxonomy places the organism in Eukaryota, Viridiplantae, Streptophyta, Magnoliopsida, Brassicales, Brassicaceae. The record is from RefSeq and is a predicted model, not a curated record. Gene Ontology annotation, biological process: regulation of gene expression.
CCCUUGUCCCACUCUCUCUCUCUCUUUCUCUCUUACAGCAAAUAUCUUUUUCUUGUACCAAAAGCAAAAAAUAAUCAUCUUCUUGAAUCUCCAAGAUUACAGUAAACACCAAACCGAAGAAAGAAUCAAAGAAACAUAAAGAAGUACUAUGAGUUGCAAUGGUUGUCGAGUUCUUCGAAAAGGUUGCAGUGAGAAUUGCAUCCUGCGUCCAUGUAUCCAAUGGAUCGAAUCACCAGAAGCUCAAGGCCACGCUACCGUCUUCGUCGCUAAGUUCUUCGGCCGUGCUGGUCUCAUGUCUUUCAUCUCCGCCGUACCUGAACCUCAAUGCCCUGCGUUGUUCCAGUCUUUGCUGUACGAAGCUUGUGGAAGAACUGUAAAUCCGGUGAACGGAGCCGUCGGGUUGUUAUGGACGGGGAACUGGAAUAUUUGUCAAGCGGCGGUUGAGACGGUGCUUCGCGGCGGUUCUUUGAAACCCAUACCGGAGCUUCUUAACGGCGGAGGCGCCGGAUUCGCCGGGUUCCCGUCUCCCACUUCAGACGAAGCUUCCGAGAUCUGUACGGAGAUGCUGAAUCUACGAAAAGACGAUUCCGGCGACCGGAAUAUAUACCACCACUGCCGAUUCUCGAGCUCCAGAACCAGAUCGACGGCUUCUCCGCCGAAACGGAGACGAUUAACGUCGGAACAACCUUCGUCGGAGCUCGAUCUCUCUCUGAUCCCUUCUUUUCCGAUUAAAACGGCGCCUUUUAAAGAGGAUACGCCGUCGAUGUACUCAGAGGAUUCCGUUACGACGGUUUCGUUCCGAGACAACAACGCCGGUGAUCGGUACGUACGCGGCGGAGGAGAAACGGCAAAGUUGCUCAACCUUUUCGCUUGAACGGCGUCGUUUCUUUUUGAGGGUUAAAAUUGUAAUUUUUCGAGUAACUUUUUUUUUUUCCCUGGUGCCCUUUUUUGGAUUAAUAUUUUGGGAAAUGUGGCAACUACACCGGCAAAUUAAGUGAUUUGUUUUCUCAGUUUUUAAAUUACGAGGAAAUUAACCUAAAAACUACUAUAAAGUAAUCUUAAUUAAUUUGAGAGAAUAAUGAUAAUUCGUCGGUGGGGUACUGUUCUUUUUUUCUUUUUUCUAAUGUUCAUAAUCAUCAUUUCUCA